GUAGAAUAUUUGAUAUGUAAUUAUGCUCUUAACGUCUCAUAGUUUUAUAGCUUUCCUUUGUGUUAAGAAGAAUAAGAUCGAAAUAAAAAUCGAAGAGAACUAAAAUGAUUAAAAAUAUAAAGAAUAAGUUAUCAUGAUGUUUAAAUCAUAAUACAUAUAUUACUAAUUAUUAGCAAAACGAUCAUAUAUGACCGCAUGUGCGGACAAAACACUAGAAGGAUAUUUUUAUAAACUCAAAUCUACUUGUUACACCGGUGGCGUACGUGAUUGACGUAUUUAUAAAAUUACAGGUGGCAUUAUGUUAGUUUAACUCAUACCUAGGUUAUGAAUUUGACGUGGCAGCCUAUGUAUUACAGGUGGCGUAGGUAACUAAAACAAAAAAUUUUUAAAGGAGGCAAAAGAAAAAUAUACUCAAAACUGAGAAGCUAACGGUUUCUUCUUCGCUUCUCUCUCUAUUGCUAACAGAAACUUCCCGCCUUCUUCUUUUUUUCCCCCAAUUCUCGAGUUUCUAGGGUUUCUAGUUUCGCGCUUUCAAUGGAGGAAUUGACGGCAGCAAACGCCGAUACUCUGAGGCUGGAGUUAAAGAAGACGAUGACGGAGAUACUCGACGUCGGAGGCGUAAGCGAAGAUCGCAGCGAGACUGACGGAGCCUUGGUAGCAGUUGACGAGGCGGUUAGAAUCCUGAAUCGUCUGAGGGAAGUUGAAUCGAAGAUGCCGGACUCUGAUACUUCUUCGUCUUCUCCGGCUUCUUUGCUCGAAGUGCCGAAAGAGUUCAAGUGUAUGCUCUCGCGUACGAUCAUGAGCGAACCUGUCGUCAUUGCUUCUGGCCAGACUUAUGAAAAGAGAUACAUCCAACAGUGGCUGAUGUAUAAAGUGACAUGUCCCAAGACCAAAGAAGUCCUCUCUCACCGUUUGUGGUCACCCAACCAUGUGAUCGCUGAGUUGAUUACGCAAUGGUGUCAAGUCAACAAGUACGAUCUGCCAAAACCAUCUGAUGCACCCAUUGGACUAUUCCCUGAUGACAUUGACCUAUUGCUUCACAGGAUCUCCUCUCCCUCCUCAGUUGAAGACCAGACAGGAGCUGCGAACGAGCUGCGUCGUCAGACCAAGAGAUUUGCCGAUGUCACGGCCUUCUUUGUCGCUGAAAUCCCUGAUUCCAUCACACGGUUGCUCACUCCGCUCUCUGCUUUGGGCGAGGCCAUUGACUCGAACCCGGGCCUUCAGAAGAAUAUCAUCACCGCAUUGCUCUACAUCUCGAGUCUUGAGGAGAACAAAACAGCAGUUGCUCAGCACCCUCUUGCGAUCCCACUGCUUACAAAGUCACUGAAGCAGGGGACAGCUAAGACACGAAGAAACUCCGCAAAUGCUUUAUGGGAACUUUCAAAACUUGAUUCUAACAAGAUCAUCAUCGGGAACUUAGAGACACUGGAGGCUUUGGUACAUGUUAUCAAAGAGGAUCAUUUCACUGCCGCCAUAGGUGCCGCUUAUGCUGUUUUCCAACUCUGUUUCAUACCGGAGAACAGGGACAAAGUCGUUUCAGAAGGUUUGGUUCCCGCGCUGAUCAACAGGAUUAAAGAACGAAGCUAUGUGUAUAUCUACUUUGCUCUCUUGUCGCUUAUGACUAUACAAAAAGGGGUGAUUGAAGAAAUGGAGGAUCUAGGGUUUGUCGAUGAUAUGUGCAGUAUCUUGAGGAAUACGAGUUGCUCAGUGACUGAAGAGAACGGUGUAUCGAUCGUCCUCCUUCGCAUGUGCGGUCUGAACACGGGUGACAAAGACAGAGAGAGGACUAGGCUGAAACUGAUCAAAGAAGAGGAGGAUAAAUACUCGACAUUUACAAAGUUUGCAACGCAAGGAUCACAAUGUGCAGUGGCAGAAGCAGAAGCGGUUUUGCAGUGGAUCAAGAGGUCCGGUACAGGUGAAGAGCCAUAAAGGGUGGAUGAAGGGAACCACCACACUCAGGUCUUGUUGAUAAAUAAAACGAUUAGUUUUGCAAACUGAGUCUUGGUGAUGCAUGUAAAAAUUUUAGAAAGAGGGAAAAGUUGUAUAGGUUCUGUCUGAAAACGGAAAGUGCGUAAGGAGGGCCUGACUUUGCCACUUUUAAUUGACGUGUGCUGUUUCUGUUUCAUAUUCCGGCUAGUGAAAAUCAUCCGAGAGGAUUGCGUGAGUCCCAAGUCAUGUGGUUUUCUCGUGUAUUCUUCCAAAUGCUAAGCUGUGCACUGUCCCAAUCAUGAAACGGCAAACAC
Brassica oleracea var. oleracea is the source of this 2243-nucleotide messenger RNA. RefSeq names its product putative U-box domain-containing protein 46. Bases 535 to 1929 code for a protein of 464 amino acids. Gene Ontology annotation, cellular component: nucleus; cytoplasm. The transcript has 2 exons. The record is from RefSeq and is a predicted model, not a curated record. Gene Ontology annotation, molecular function: ubiquitin-protein transferase activity. Gene Ontology annotation, biological process: protein ubiquitination. NCBI's taxonomy places the organism in Eukaryota, Viridiplantae, Streptophyta, Magnoliopsida, Brassicales, Brassicaceae.